Messenger RNA from Westerdykella ornata, 994 nucleotides. RefSeq names its product PRP38-domain-containing protein. The record is from RefSeq and is a predicted model, not a curated record. Gene Ontology annotation, cellular component: precatalytic spliceosome. The coding region runs from base 113 to 937 and encodes 274 amino acids. The transcript has a single exon. Lineage: Eukaryota; Fungi; Ascomycota; Dothideomycetes; Pleosporales; Sporormiaceae.
CAGCCUCCAACCUCAUCGCCUCACAACUGCAACGACUCCCGCCGUAUGCGCGGUCGCACUAUCACAGGAAGUCAAAGCCCUCAGUCACCACCUCGAAAAUCCACACACCAUCAUGCCGAGCAGCGAAGAGGACCAGAAUCCUAGCCGAAACAUGUCCCUCAAACCCCUAGGCCAUCGUGGCCGCUCCAUCCAAGGGGUAGCGCCGACCACGCUUUUCGACAAGCCAGUACGGGAUCGCAUCACCACCUCAAUAUAUUGGAUGGAGUGCUGUUCUCGCCUGAAUGCCGCAACGUUAUGCGACCAGGCCGCAAACCUUACAUACAUCGGUGGAACAUAUGGCAUAACAGGGAAACCGACCCCGUUCCUUUGCCUAGCGUUCAGGCUGCUCGAAUUGGCGCCGGAGAAAGACAUUAUACUUGAGUAUCUGAACUUUAAGGAAGAUUUGAAAGACAAGAAUGGCAAGACUGAGGAAGUCUCUAAUGAUAAUGAUGGCAAAGCUAAUGAAGUCACUAAAGAAAAGCCUAUUGAGUUCAAGUAUCUGCGUUGUCUGGCCGCUUUCUACAUACGUCUGACCUGGAAACCUGUGGAGAUAUAUCAACAUCUGGAGCCGCUACUCAAGGAUUUCCGCAAAAUCAGGAAGAGGACGAAGGAUGGCUUCACCCUGACUUACGUCGACGAAUUCGUUGACGAUCUCUUGACUAAGAACCACGUCUGCGGCACGACCCUUUGGAGGCUGAAGCCCCGACAGGAACUGGAGGAUAUGGACCUAUUGGAACCUAGGGAAAAGCUGCUGCCUGAUGAAGAUGAAGAUGAUGAGGAGAUGGUGACUUCGGAUGCAGGUGCAUCGCGUUCGCCAGUGGAAAUGGAUGUUGGAGACUGGACCAUCCAGAGAGAAGAUCGCAGGCCUUUGAGCAGUCCGAUCUCCUCAAGCGCCUAAAAUACAGUAGUCUAUGAUACCCCCUGCAUUUCAAGUAUGUAACUAGUAAGUGUCUGG